CACUGAGUCAUCAGAGGAAUUCAAGAUAACUCUUUAACCUACCAAAGGAUUGAUCAUUUCAAGACGGAGCAGACGUGAGCCAGAGAUCCUUAAAUCUAAUCAGACAGCAUAUCUGGUCACAUGAUAGCAGGGCUGUUGGGUAGAACAGUAUAAAAGGAGGCUUGUGGGCACGGGGAAAGCAGAAACAUCAAACUGAGCACCUGCUGAGCACAUCAGCAUCAAGACGAACUGAAGGCAAACUCCUGUCUACUGUCACCAUGAAGGCCACACUUGCAAUCAUCGCGCUCCUCGUCCUGGCUCUCGGCUGGACCUCUGAAGCUGUGCAAGUUGAAGAGAAUGGACUGUCCUUCUCGUUGGAAGCCGUCAAGAGACUUCAAGAGCUGUCGGAGAGCAGUAUGACAGGACAACAAAACCCACGAAUGAAGGCUAGCACCGUGUCCCUCUGUGCCGACCCCAUGCUCCCACAAGAGUUCCUGCCGCUCUGCAGGCAGAGAGGAGCAUCUGCUUCCCUCACCAGAUUAGCUUUUGUACCCAUGGACAUCUGUGAGAUCUGCGCGUUUGCUGCCUGCACUGGUUGCUAAACAAACGAAGCACACCAGAAACAUCUUGCUCACUUGUGAUUUUUUUUUUUUUUUCAUCCCCUGCUAAACUGUUUUAGGGAAAUUUCAUUUGUUUAACUACACCCAUUGAUAAACCAGUGGCUUUAUCCCAACACUUCUGAUUCUGGCCCACUGCACACCUGAUAACAUUUUUAGUCCCUGUUAGACCAAAGACCGCCAACGAAGGAGGAAAAAGAGAUCUGACCAAAUGGGGGAAUGUUUUGCAAACUGUUACUUUAAAGCAUAUUUACUUUUGCAGAAAAUUCUUU
This is a messenger RNA of Archocentrus centrarchus (flier cichlid), 868 nucleotides long. Its product is annotated as guanylate cyclase activator 2B-like. Gene Ontology annotation, cellular component: extracellular region. The transcript has 4 exons. NCBI's taxonomy places the organism in Eukaryota, Metazoa, Chordata, Actinopteri, Cichliformes, Cichlidae. Gene Ontology annotation, molecular function: guanylate cyclase activator activity. Bases 258 to 581 code for a protein of 107 amino acids. The record is from RefSeq and is a predicted model, not a curated record.